AUGACAAACCAAAUUGAGAAUGAAGAAAAGAAGAAAGCAUUAAAAAAACAAAUAACCAGAGAUGCAGAUAAUGUUAUUGACUAUAUAAACGGAGAAAAGAGCCAACUAGUAACUUACGAUGAUCCAGAAGAAGAAACACCAAGCCUUGAAAUUUACUACCGUAAUGGAAUCGACAUCGAAAAAGAACAUCUAAUCUUUGGAUGA
Dentiscutata erythropus is the source of this 204-nucleotide messenger RNA. The record is from the annotation of a GenBank genome assembly. Lineage: Eukaryota; Fungi; Glomeromycota; Glomeromycetes; Diversisporales; Gigasporaceae.